Messenger RNA from Myotis davidii, 840 nucleotides. RefSeq names its product leukocyte immunoglobulin-like receptor subfamily A member 6. Bases 1 to 840 code for a protein of 279 amino acids. The transcript is spliced from 6 exons. Lineage: Eukaryota; Metazoa; Chordata; Mammalia; Chiroptera; Vespertilionidae. The record is from RefSeq and is a predicted model, not a curated record.
AUGACGUCCAUCCUCUCUGCUCUUCUCUGCCUCGGGAUGAGUCUGGACCAAGGGACCGGUAUGCAGGCAGAGAUCCUCUCCAAACCCAUCCUCUGGGCUGAGCCGGCCUCUGUGAUUCCGUAUGGGAGCCCUGUGACCCUCUCGUGUCAGGGGACCCUCGAUGCCAAAAAGUUCUACCUGUAUAAGGAAAGAAAACGUUUGCUUUGGAACACGCAGACCCGAUGGGAUCCCACGAACAGGGCCAAGUUGUCCAUCAAACAGAUGAACCAGGACUUUGCAGGAAUAUAUCACUGUUACUAUCACAGCCCCACAGGCUGGUCAGAGCCCAGCGACUUCCUGGAGCUGGUGGUGACAGGAUCCUACAGUAAACCCAGCCUCUCAGUCCUGCCCAGCCUUGUCAUGACCUCAGGAGGGAACGUGACCCUCCAGUGUGGUUCAGGCCAAGGAUUUGAUGGAUUCAUUCUGACUAAGGAAGGAGAACACAAGCUCGCCUGGUCCCUGGACUCUCAGCCACAGCCCACUGGGCAGUUCCAGGCCCUGUUUCCUCUGGGCCCCCUGACCUCCAUUCAGAGGUGGACGUUCAGAUGCUAUGGCUGUUACAAGAACGUGCCCCAGGUGUGGUCACACCCCAGUGAGUCCCUGGAGCUCCUGGUCUCAGGGACCCUCCCGAAACCGACCAUCUGGGCUGAGCCAGGCCCUGUGAUCCCCUGGGGGAGCCCUGUGACCAUCUGGUGUCGGGGGACCCUAAAGGCUCAGGAGUACCGGCUGUAUGCAGAUGGCAGUCCUCGGACCCUCUGGAGGCCCCAGCCCUCAAACCACAGGGCCAACUUUGACAGCUAG